This is a messenger RNA of Ilex paraguariensis (yerba mate), 438 nucleotides long. The record is from the annotation of a GenBank genome assembly. NCBI's taxonomy places the organism in Eukaryota, Viridiplantae, Streptophyta, Magnoliopsida, Aquifoliales, Aquifoliaceae.
AUGGAAUUUAUGAAAAGAUGGAUGUCAAAUCAUUGGCAAGACUCGAGGACGAUACUAAAGAAACCAUUGGUAAUCGCAGAAUUCGGAAAGUCCAGCAAAGAUCCAGGAUACAGUUUAAACAGAAGGGACUGGUACAUGAGUUCUAUAAAUACAAACAUCUACAACUUGGCAAGAAGUGGAGGAACCGUUGGUGGGGCCUUGGUUUGGCAGCUGAUGGCAAAAGGGAUGGAUUCUUACGAUGAUGGGUACCAGAUUAUCUUAUCAGAAAAUCCUUCUACUGAUGGAGUCAUUUAUAGACAAUGUCGUGCAAUGGCAGCUUUAUCUCAUAUUUAUGGUUUCAGCCAUUGGCCACGCAAUGCAAAGCAUGGUCAUCCAUAUGGUCGACGUCCCGUAAACAAUGAAAUGUACAACUUAACAUUACAAUUAUCAUCGCACUAG